AUGGCGCUAUACGGGACCUAUAAUGCUCUGAUGUGUAGAGUGUUACCCAUCACUCUAAGAGGGCCGGCUCACGCGUGGUACGACGACUUGAAGACCGGAACGAUCGCGUCCUUUGACCAGCUCGUCAAUGACAUCGAGCUCCACUUCGUGGCCUAUGCAUGGCCGAAGCCUUCUGCGGCACUGCUCCUUGGACUCAAACAAAGGGAGGACGAGCCCCUCUCACAUUUUGUGGAUCACUUUGCCACACAAAUUCGGGGUUUGCCGAACACUCACCCCUCUCUGUUAGUGCAUGCGUUUAUGAUAGGCCUGCGAUCUUCCAAAUUCCUCUGGUCCCUCGCGGAGUGA
This is a messenger RNA of Musa acuminata AAA Group (dessert banana), 345 nucleotides long. RefSeq lists its product as uncharacterized. The transcript has a single exon. The coding region runs from base 1 to 345 and encodes 114 amino acids. NCBI's taxonomy places the organism in Eukaryota, Viridiplantae, Streptophyta, Magnoliopsida, Zingiberales, Musaceae. The record is from RefSeq and is a predicted model, not a curated record.